AUGCAUCGAAGAAAGGAUCUAGAUUCCCAACCAUUGAUGGAGCGGCAGCAGAAUGCUAUGAACCUGCAGAUGAUGGCAACCUGUGCCAGAAGCCCCAAUGAGAAAAAGCUGGGAGGAAAAACCAACAUCCCACAUUUUCUGUUCCAGCUGGCUGCAGUCUUGGAAAACCCCACCAUCAAGUCACUGGAGUGGCACGAAGAUGGCAAAGGCAUUAACCUGCACGCCAAGCUGUACGAGGAAGAAGCCCAGCAACACCAAGACUUGUUUCCGGAACUCAAGAAUCUGAAAUCUGCUUCAGUUUUGCAAGCUUGGCUGACGAAUUACGGUUUCAAGGCAAGGAUGACCAAAACUGAUUCUGACACGCUCACUUUUCAGCAUGCAGACUUCAAGAAGUUGCCUCCAAGGGCAGAGGAGGCUGAAAGCUCCAAAGCUGAAGCUACUCCGGUGCUGAAGCAGCCCAAGAAAUCUAAGAAAAGGAAGUCGACUCAAGAGGUCACCCCAGUCCCACCUGCCACCCCAGGGAGUUCUCUGCCUCCAGAAUCUGCCACCACAGAGAAAAAGUCCCAGCGUUUGCGUCCUUUAUACCAAUACAUUAACUACGACAACCCAGAGAUGAAUAGGCCAUUGGAUAAGGAAUGUGAUCUGCCCCCAGUGGAGACUCCUUCUACACAAGAAAACAAGACAGGCGCCAUAGAACUAAGAACAACUCCAUCAAUAGUUGCAGAGGAGAAAGGCAAGGAACUGAGGAGUCUACUCAGUGCCACUUCUGGAGCUGUGGUGAAAACAGAGGUGGAUAAGUCUACUCAAGUGGACAUCGACAAGAUGCUCAGCGUCUGUGCAGCUCACCUAGUCCCACCACUGUCACCGCAGAACAAAUAAUCCUAUCUGAUAAGGGGCCAAGCUCCUCCCUCAAGAGAUCAAACAGUGCUUUUCUUUUCAGAACCUGGAAGAUACUCCUUGAAGGCCAUCGGAGUGUAAUUCUUUUAAAGUUUUGUUCAUUAUA
Molecule: messenger RNA, 1003 nt
Organism: Ahaetulla prasina
Lineage: Eukaryota; Metazoa; Chordata; Lepidosauria; Squamata; Colubridae
Gene: C12H16orf86
Product: chromosome 12 C16orf86 homolog
Exons: 6
Coding region: 1-879 (292 amino acids)
Source: RefSeq, a predicted model, not a curated record